ACGAGACAGCGGUGGCACUAUAGCGCGGUAAUUGAGCGGAUGGUAGAGCUCGGGCUGCGCCCGGUAAACUGCAUUGUUGCCCGAUCGAGCCUGCUGGUACAUCCAUAUGAUUACCAAUGUGACUGAGUAUGACUGAACAGCCGCUGUUUAGGCUGCAGACGAGCCGGAUAUUUUGAAACGAGGAAUCUGCAUGGUGUGACCUGUCAAUUUCAAGAUUUCACGGAUCCAAAGCCAAAUAGUGACAGAACUUAGACAUUUCUGGUCCAGAAAUAGUAGGUCGUGUAUAAUUUUCAUAAUUGUGCGUGUUCUGAAAUGAAUUUCAUCAAGUUUGAUAAGCUGUCACUUCAGUUGGGACAUUGUUUUCGUGGACUUUCGAAAGGGAGUGUUUUCUGGUGCACUUUCAAAUCCCCUCCUGCCAAAUUCUAACGGUGGAGGUUGACGGAGAUGGUAAUGGAUAUCGAUCAGAAAAAGCCAGUUCGGAUUCUAAAAUCAUUAUCACCAAUCAUGGUUACCCUCGUAAUCCUCGUGAACAUGAUGGCCAGCUCGUGACCCGGAUGUUCUGGUCUGCCUGGCCGCCAUGACACCUCGUUACUCCAGAAGGUCCAGGAAGGACGAGACGACCCCGGUUAUCCAGCCGAAAAAGGAGUACCCCUUCUUGACUGUGUCCAUAACACCGGUUGUCAUGGUAAUGUCUUGGGAAGACUUGGUCUUCUUGGAGUUGGCUGUCAAAAGGAGAUCCUCCGGUUCUUGGAGCCUGACCUGGUUCCGUCUUUCCUCUUCUCUCCAGAGACACGUCUCCGUGGGUCGUGCAGUUCCAACAUCAGACGACCCUGAUUCUCGUCCGUGGCACGAGCAUUCUCUACAGCUGACAGGAUAUGCAGGUCAUCCUUCGCUACUUCCGGUAAAAAGCGGAAGUCCUGUGAGUGCCGGAAACACGAAGCCUCCCAGGGGGCCUCGAGGUGAAGUCCAUCGUCUCCAUGGUCGACAUAGAGGUAGCGGUUGUUGCCAUUCUCCCAUCGCAGUGCCUGUGGAAAUCAGAUCGGGGUUAAUUACGAGGAACAUUCUGGAAACAAUGGUUCCGUUUCAGAUCUGAUUUCAUAGUAAGCGCGGUUUCUGUGUAUGAUAUCGCCAUACUAUCAUGGUAUAUAAUUCGACCCAUUGGACCUAGCUCCUACCCAGAGUUCCAUGCGACCAGCAUAGUACCUCUGCCACAGGACAGCGCCAUGUGACGAUUCGUAACAUCUUACACGGUCCAUUCAAGAUAUUGCAUAUAUUUUUCAUCUGUUUCAUUUUUGACAAGUCUACAUAUCUAGAUAAACAGAUGU
Molecule: messenger RNA, 1325 nt
Organism: Haliotis rufescens (red abalone)
Lineage: Eukaryota; Metazoa; Mollusca; Gastropoda; Lepetellida; Haliotidae
Exons: 3
Coding region: 578-1093 (171 amino acids)
Source: RefSeq, a predicted model, not a curated record